AUGGUGCGGGUCCGAGCCGUGGUGAUGGCCCGAGAUGACUCCAGUGGGGGCUGGCUGCCUGUGGGGGGCGGGGGCCUCAGCCAGGUGAGCGUAUGCCGGGUCCGAGGGGCCAGGCCCGAGGGGGGGGCCCGCCAGGGGCACUACGUCAUCCACGGGGAGCGGCUUCGGGACCAGAAAACCACCUUGGAGUGUACCCUGAGGCCAGGUUUGGUUUACAACAAAGUGAAUCCUAUCUUCCACCAUUGGAGCUUGGGGGACUGCAAGUUUGGGCUGACGUUUCAGAGUCCUGCAGAAGCAGAUGAGUUCCAGAAGAGCCUGCUGGCUGCACUGGCUGCUCUGAGUCGAGGCUCGCUGACUCCCUCCUCUUCCUCUUCCUCCUCCUCCCCUUCCCAGGACACUGCAGAGACUCCCUGCCCUCUGACGUCCCACGUGGACAGCGACUCCUCCUCCAGUCACAGCCGCCAGGAGACUCCUCCCACAGCUGUCGCUCCCAUUGCCACAGUGGAGUCAGCAACUGCCUUCCCACCGGCCACGCCCCCACAAAGACGCCGCUCCUCGGCUCAGAGCUACCCUCCGCUUCUACCGUUCACUGGGAUUCCAGAACCUUCAGAGUCUCUAGCUGGGGCAGGGAGCCAGGGCUGGGGCAGCCGCGGCUAUGAGGACUACCGGCGAUCUGGACCACCGCCUCCACCUCUUGCCCUGUCUACCUGCGUUGUGCGCUUUGCCAAGACUGGUGGAUUGAGGGGUGCAGCCCUGGGUCCUCCAGUGUCACUCCCUGCCCCACUCACAGAGGCUGCACCCCCAGCACCCCCUGCUCGUCCACCCCCGGGCCCAGGCCCCACCCCUGCUCUAGCCAAAGCCUCCCCAGAGGCUGAGGAGGCUGCGCGCUGUGUACACUGCAGAGCCCUCUUCCGCCGCCGGGCAGAUGGGCGUGGUGGUCGCUGUGCAGAGGCCCCUGACCCAGGUCGCCUGUUAGUGCGCAGGCUCAGCUGCCUGUGGUGCGCCGAGAGCUUGCUGUACCACUGCCUGUCGGACGCCGAGGGUGACUUCUCGGACCCGUGUGCUUGUGAGCCAGGCCACCCGCGCCCUGCUGCGCGCUGGGCUGCUCUGGCUGCUCUGUCCCUGGCAGUGCCCUGCCUCUGUUGCUAUGCGCCCCUGCGCGCCUGUCACUGGGUUGCUGCACGUUGUGGCUGUGCGGGCUGUGGGGGUCGCCACGAGGAGGCUGCACGGUGA
Molecule: messenger RNA, 1233 nt
Organism: Grammomys surdaster
Lineage: Eukaryota; Metazoa; Chordata; Mammalia; Rodentia; Muridae
Gene: Spred3
Product: sprouty related EVH1 domain containing 3
Exons: 5
Coding region: 1-1233 (410 amino acids)
Biological process (GO): negative regulation of MAPK cascade; multicellular organism development
Cellular component (GO): membrane
Molecular function (GO): protein kinase binding
Source: RefSeq, a predicted model, not a curated record